Alternaria arborescens is the source of this 1023-nucleotide messenger RNA. RefSeq lists its product as hypothetical. Lineage: Eukaryota; Fungi; Ascomycota; Dothideomycetes; Pleosporales; Pleosporaceae. The record is from RefSeq and is a predicted model, not a curated record. The transcript is spliced from 2 exons. Bases 1 to 1023 code for a protein of 340 amino acids.
AUGGUCCGACUGUUCCUUCUUGGCGUCACUGGCUGGGUAGGUAGCUGUGCUGCCUACACAGUUGCAGCUGCGCAUCCCGAAUACGAAUAUACCGCGCUCGUACGCAGCGAGGCCAAGGCGGAGAUUGCUAGGAAGUUCCUGCCUGGACAUACUCGCUUUGUGAUUGGCGAUUUUGACAGCUUCGACCUGAUCGCCUCAGAAGCGGCAGCCGCAGAUAUUGUUUUGAACUGGGCUAGCAGCGAUCACGACGGACUCAACAAUGCUGUGAUCGCAGGCUUGAAAAAGAAAGGCAGCCAAUGCUAUCUGAUCCAUACUUCUGGGACUGGUCUCUUGACCUACGAAGAUGCAAAGAACAACCGUGAGGCGCAAGCGAGUUCCAAGGUAUAUGACGACUGGGAGGGUGUGAGCGAAGUUGUGGGUUUGCCGGAUGACGCAAUGCAUAUGAAUGUGGACAGAGUCAUCCUAAAUACCGCGGCAGAGAAUCCUUCUAUCCGCACCGCAAUCGUCGCGCCGCCUCUGAUUUAUGGAGUCAGCGCCAACAAGAAUGCGGCCCGUGAACGAAGUGCGGCGAGACAAAUGGUCAUCGAUAUCUUGAAACAUGGCAAAGGGUUCUUCAUCAACGAAGGAAAGGCGCGUUGGAACACAGUUCACGUGGACGAUCUCGCCCGUCUGUACCUGAUCCUCGUGGAACAAGCAGCACAGGGCGGUGGGAAGGCGACAUGGGGUUCAGAAUCCUACUACUUUGCUGAGAAUGGGGAUGUCUGCUUCGAGGAGCUUGCGAAAGAAAUUAGCCGUAUAGCCUGGGAAAAGGGACAACUCCCAACGGACGAAACAGAAAGCCUCACUACAAGCGAAGGGAACAAGCUCUUCCCUUUUACAACCACGGUGACGCUGCGAAACUCCAGGUCGAAAGCUGUUAGGGCGCGGGAGUUAUUCAACUGGAAUCCGGUCGAAAUUGGUGUUGUUGAAGACAUAACCAAGAACUGGCGAUUCAAUGCCGAGGAGGAAAAUCCAUUCUUCUAA